Elgaria multicarinata webbii is the source of this 2700-nucleotide messenger RNA. RefSeq names its product secretogranin II (gene SCG2). Bases 125 to 1984 code for a protein of 619 amino acids. The transcript is spliced from 2 exons. Gene Ontology annotation, biological process: eosinophil chemotaxis; angiogenesis. NCBI's taxonomy places the organism in Eukaryota, Metazoa, Chordata, Lepidosauria, Squamata, Anguidae. The record is from RefSeq and is a predicted model, not a curated record. Gene Ontology annotation, cellular component: secretory granule. Gene Ontology annotation, molecular function: cytokine activity; chemoattractant activity.
GGUGAUGUACACUAUAAGCGGAGGGAGCUGUCCUGGUGCUGAAAACAGUCCAUAAACUCGCAGCGGACAGAUAGCGAAGAGACCAUGCUUUAGGUUGCCUCUGCACACAGGAAAUAUUUCAAACAUGGCUGAUGCUAAACCCUCCUGGCUUGGAACAAUUUUGCCUCUUGCCCUACUUUCUGCAUUUAUCUGUUUUGCCAAUUCUGCUUCAUUUCAACGUUACCAAAACAUCCAGAAAGACCCAGAGUACCUUAUGAAAAACUUGCAAAGGCUUCCAAGCCCAGAUAUGAUCAAAGCGCUGGAAUAUAUAGAAAACCUCAGAAAACAAACUAGCGAUGGAGAAACAAGCCCAGAUUAUAACUCCUAUCAAGGUCCCCCAUUUGUUCUGCAGUCAAAAGAAAGCAAAGAUCAGCACUACUUACCAGACAAUCUAAGAGAACCUUUGUCAGAAGAUGAGUCACAGUGGGUUAAGGCAAUGUUUGAAGCCCUAAGACAAGGAGAAAAAGAAUCAAAGGGUGCCUCAAAAGAAAACAAACCCUAUCCCAUGAGUUCAGACAAUAUCUUCCUAGAUGGAAUGGCUGAUGAUUAUGAUGAUCGUACUUGGCUUGAUACACGGCACAGACAUUCUAAGGUGCCACAUACAUACUUUGAAGAAAAUUCCAGAGAUAACCCUUAUAAGCGGACAAAUGAAAUAGUGGAAGAACAGUACACACCCCAAAGUCUUGCUACUUUAGAAUCAGUAUUUCAGGAACUGGGGAAAAUGAUGGGGCCAAAUAAUCUAAAAAAGGAGAGGUUUGAUGAGGAACAGAAAUUGUAUGCUGAUGAUGAAGAUGACGCUUAUAAAGGAAAUAAUAUCGCUUAUGAAGAUGUGGUUGGAGGAGAAGACUGGAACCCAAUAGAGGAGAAAGUGGAAAGUCAAACCCAAGAAGAGAUAAGAGACAGUAAAGAGCAAAUUGAGAAAAAUGAAGAGGAAAUUGAUGAUGAAAUGAAGAGAUCAGAGGGCCCAGAGGAUGGUAUGAAAAGAGAGAACAAAGAUCAGAUAUCAGAUGAUGUCUCCAAGUUGAUGGAUUAUUAUUUGAAAAAGAUGAUGAAUGGUGCUGGGACUGACAACCUAAGAGCCAAGCAAAAUGAAGACAAAAGAGCAGUCAGAUUUUCUGGAAAGCAACUUGAUCCUCAAGCUAUUUAUCAGUUAAUAGAAAUCUCAAGGAAUUUACAAAUCCCACCUGAGGAUUUAAUCGAGAUGCUGAGAGCUUCAGAUAAACAUCAGAGUGAAAAAGAACAAGAACCUGAACUCCCAGAAGACACUGAUGAGAUCCCUGACAUUAAGUUAGACAAUUCGGAUGUAUUCAAAAAUAAGAUGAGUUCUUUAAAUGGUUAUAGAAAACAGCGACAUAAUUUUAUGCCAGAUAACCUGCCAGAAGAUCUCAAUAUGGAAGAUAUCAUCAAUCUUUUAGGGACUGAAAAUUUGGGUAAUCAGAAACCCUCUUAUCUUGAGAAUCAACUCCACCAAGAAAAUGGUUUGCCAAGAGUAUCCUACAUGCCUGCAAGAUCUAAAGGACAUCAACUUCCCAAAGCUGCUUGGCUUAACCAUUUGGAAAGACGACAAAUGGAACAGGAAGCACUGAAUGAAAAGGAAGAAGACUUGGCAGACUAUUUAGCCAAAGUGCUGGCAAAAUAUCCUGAAGUCAUCAAUACAGGUCAAGUGAAACAACUUCCACUUGCAGUUUCAUCUGAGGAUGACUUGCAAGAAGAUGAUCAAUUUGAGCAGGCCAUCAAAGAACAUCUAAACCAACUGGGAACUAGAGAAUCAGACAAACUGACCUCACUCAGCAAAAGGCUGUCAAUGGCCCAGGAGAAUGAUGACACACAAAACAGACCAUAUAUGGAUGAGGAUAUGCUAGCAAAGGUCCUAGAGUACCUAAACCAAGAGAAGUCUGAAAAGGGGAGAGACCACAUUACCAAAAGGGCAAUGGAAAAUAUGUAGUUGGUCCAACAUUAUUUCUCUUCAUCGGAUUGACUUCGACCCCAAUUCAGUUGUGAUUUAUUUUCCUUUAAGAAUUUGAGGCAUGUUCAGACAUUACACUUAGCUGCUUUAUGCCAUAGGAGUUAUGGCACAAACAUUUUCAUGAGUAAUGUUACACAUAUGAAACAGGAGCUCACAGAACUCAACUAUAACUGCUUCUGGGAUCUCUGAUAUAAGUUUUGGAAUGUUAGAGAUCGCAGGGAUUCUCACAGCUGAGAUCUAUGAGUUUCAAGUAAACACAAUGUAUUGCUCAUGAAACGUGCAUGCCUAGAGGAUUCCUGCAGAUGCAAAAAGUGGCCCAGUUCUGUGUCUCAACUGGUCCAGUGGUAGAUGAUUUGUCAUUGAACAGUCUGCGUAAACUUCUCUGAACUGUUCUGUUAUUGGGUAUCUUUAAAUGUUCUAAAUCUUGGUCAAGUAACAAAUUUCUUCAAUUUUUUUAAGAAACAGGUUUAUGAAAUAAAGCGAAACUAUGUAAAACAAUGACCUCGAUAGAUCACGAUAAAGACAGAGUGUCAGCUAUAAUAUAUGCUGUUUUUUAAAUUAAUUGAAAUAUUUUGUUAUUGUCUGUGGUGUUUUUGUGGAGUAUUGAAUAAAAAUAAAGCAUUAUAUAUAUAUAUAGUUUUAUUUACAAAGCUUUUUCUAUUCUGUGUUUUAUGGUUGAUGAAUAAAUAUUAUUU